AUGGUAUUCGGCAAGCCCUGGAAACUUCGCUGGCGUUUUCCCUGGUGCCGUACGAACAUAGCUGCUGAAACGUGUUCGCGGAGUAAACUGUUGAUUGAUGUCGAGGCAGGAAGGGAAGUUGGUGGUGAUGGUAAAAAGACGCGCGGUUCGCGGAGCGAGGAGCGAUCAAGUGGAGCCAACAAACCUCGUGGCGCGAAGCUGAACGAAGUCAAGAAGACGCUGUCGGGCGGCGGGGGCGGCGUCGAGCCGCCGCCGCAGUUUGCCGACAUGGUCCUGUCGCCGCCGCAGGAAUUCAGUGACGUGACUCCGUGCACUGUCGUUAUCCAGGAGCCCGAAACAGACUCUUCGUCGACGACGUCGUCGGGCCCGUCGUGGCGCCGCGUGGCGACGACGAAGGGUGCCACAGUUCUCAGCCCUGUCAUGCCUGAUGUGGUGCUCGUGUCCGUGCCGGCAUUUAAUCGCAGCAAAUCUGCCGGUGACUUGCCGUCGCCGGUCAAGAGUGACAAGUACAAGGUUGAAGAGCCUGAUGAUGAUCAAGAUUAUUGUUACAAAUAUUUGGAUCAAGCGACAAUUUUCAAAGUGAUGCUGAACAAAACAUCGCAAGGGCUGGGAUUGAGCGUGAUGGGCGGUGUGAGCGAGACGGAAGCGGAAGCCAAAGCAAGCAAAACUGCCGACAAAGGUCCCAGUCGGCGAAAAGGAUUUAUACGAAUUAAGAAGGUUUAUCCCAUGACGCCGGCGUCGGAGUGCGGAAAUUUGCUUCCUGGCGACAUUGUUUUGUCCGCAAACGGGGUUGAAUUGACUGGACUGACAUGCAGUCAAGCCUUGGAGAUCCUGCGGACGAGCCCGAGGGUGACUGUGUUGGACGUGUGUCGAUUGCCGAAAACUGUCGAGGAGCCAGAGAACCCGACACCCGCUGCACAACGGAAAAUAUCCAGCCGAGAGAACCUUCUGAGCCCCAUCUUGUCCCCGUGUGGGAAAUUGAAUUUCAUUCUGGCCCCGUUUUGCAUGCGUGGCGAGGAUAUGCAGCGGACAGUUGCUGGUGCGGUGCCGGCGAGUGCUCAUUAA
Notodromas monacha is the source of this 1065-nucleotide messenger RNA. The record is from the annotation of a GenBank genome assembly. Lineage: Eukaryota; Metazoa; Arthropoda; Ostracoda; Podocopida; Cyprididae.